Messenger RNA from Zingiber officinale, 953 nucleotides. RefSeq names its product transcription factor MYB117-like. Lineage: Eukaryota; Viridiplantae; Streptophyta; Magnoliopsida; Zingiberales; Zingiberaceae. The coding region runs from base 63 to 803 and encodes 246 amino acids. Gene Ontology annotation, cellular component: nucleus. The record is from RefSeq and is a predicted model, not a curated record. The transcript has 2 exons. Gene Ontology annotation, biological process: regulation of DNA-templated transcription. Gene Ontology annotation, molecular function: RNA polymerase II cis-regulatory region sequence-specific DNA binding; DNA-binding transcription factor activity, RNA polymerase II-specific.
ACCUCCAUUCUCCUCCUCCCCUUUCCAAGAACAUAUCGUAGAUUAUCGAAUUAUCACGAUCGAUGGAUGACUCGAAGAAAUACCCUCGAGGGCACUGGAGGCCUAGAGAAGACCAGAAGUUGCUGCAGCUGGUCGAGGAGUUUGGACCUCAGAACUGGAACUCGAUUGCUGAGAAGCUUCAAGGGAGAUCAGGUAAGAGUUGUAGACUGAGAUGGUUUAACCAACUAGACCCAAGAAUCAACAAAAGGCCAUUCACCGAGGAGGAGGAAGAGCGGCUCCUUGCCGCGCACCGGUUUCACGGCAACAAGUGGGCUCUGAUCUCUCGGCUCUUCCCCGGUCGAACCGACAACGCUAUCAAGAACCAUUGGCACGUCGUCAUGGCACGGCGACAACGAGAGAACUCAAGGAUGUGUGGCAAAAGGAAUGAUGCCUUUCAGGGGCAUAGUUUCCUCAGCCACGGUGUUAAUUCAAUGAACCACCUCCUCACUUCAUUCCAAGCUCCUGAUCGGGGGGACGCCGCCGGAAAACUCUUCGGGUUUGGGAGCAUUGCAAGGGAAAGGACGACGAUGAACCCUGCUCUUCCUUGGAGUUUCUCUACUAAGCUCCACGGCCUGAUGGCUCGUCGUCCACUUCAUUGGAGCACUUACAGAAGUUUAGGAGGUGCGAGUGAGGAGGCGGUGAGCUCCGUUAGGGAGAAUUCGACCAUAUCGAUGAACCCUAGCGAUGUGGAGCGUGAUGAAGGAUCUUUCAAGAGCAAGAAGGUUGGCUUCAUAGAUUUCUUGGGGGUUGGGUUUAUUUCUUGAGGCUAGCUGAUUAUAUUAUUUCUUGUAGGUGAGCAUAAUUAUGCACUAAUUAAUUAGAAUAGAUACAAUAUAUAUUUAUUGUUUGAUCAUGUGUCAAUUAAUCUUAUGGUGCUUAAUUUGCUUGUUUAUCAAGUGUUAAUAUCAUAUAGA